UUUGAAAAAAAUUAAAAUAAUAAUAAAAAUAAUAAUAUAUCGUAUUGCUAGAAUAAAUAGACACACUUAUACGGUUCUAUUUUUGCCCUUUGUUUUAGCUCUGUUUUUGAAAGACGGAAAUUGCCGAAACAUGAGUGCCGCCAUGUUUUGCUAACUAGCUACCAAACCUACACAUCACUUAUUCUGUCGCAUCUCCAGUUAAAGUUAGCUUCAGGCCUAACUACGCUUUCUCGGUGAGCACUGUUGUUCCUAACGUGGCGCUUGGUUGGUCUUGUUUUAUUAGCAUGGAUUGAGUAGAGGUUAUGUUGAGAUUAUCCAGUGUUUCCAGGCUUGUACGCAGAGCUCUGUGUGUCAGCACUGAGGGAAUGGGUAAGAAGGGCAGUUUCUUUUACGCCGUAAAGAAAGGACACAGGCCUGGUGUGUACCAAACAUGGGAAGAGUGCAAAUUUCAAGUGGACAGAUUUCCUGAUGCACGGUAUAAAAAGUUUGGUCGUGAAGAUGAAGCCUGGGCUUUUGUAAGGAACGAGACAACCUCCACAGAGAACUCUGAAGCCACCCUGCAUACCCCAAGUGUUCCCGUUUGCUCUAAAAGGUCCGUUGAAGAGGACGAGGUUGAUGGAGGGAGUGUAAAACGAGCGAAACUCGACCCCUCUGCUGCCAACAGUACUAGCGGACUCACUUACAUGGGAGAUGCGGUGGUGGUGUACACAGAUGGCUGUUGUACAAAAAAUGGGAGACAUGGCGCUCGUGCAGGGAUCGGAGUGUACUGGGGUCCCAGUCACCCUCUUAACGUUGCAGAGAGGUUACCAGGGAGACAGACCAACCAACGAGCUGAACUGCAGGCAGCCUGCAAGGCGCUGGAGCAAGCUAUACAUAUGGAGAUCAAGAAGCUGGUUGUCUACACAGACAGCAAGUUCACUAUUAACGGGAUUACCAGCUGGGUAAAGAAAUGGAAAACCAAUGGCUGGAGACUCCAAACAGGUGGCAAGGUGGUCAAUAAAGAAGACUUCCAAAAGCUUGAUGAGCUAAAUGGAGGACUUGAUGUUAAAUGGAUGCACAUCCCAGGCCAUGCUGGCUAUUUAGGAAACGAGGAGGCAGACAGGCUCUCUCGAGAGGGAGCAGCAAAGCCUCAGUUGUAACUGGUGUUAGCUAACGAAGUCUGCUGCUGUGUUCACGCACGAGCUCAGGUUAUUAAUACUGUGUGUGUUCUCAUUGUGGAAUGCAAGCUUCUGCACUUUUAUGUUCAAAUUUUCAUUUGACUUUUUUUUGUUGUUGUUGUAAAUAAAUAACAUCUGAGUUUG
This is a messenger RNA of Ictalurus furcatus (blue catfish), 1301 nucleotides long. RefSeq names its product ribonuclease H1 (gene rnaseh1). Gene Ontology annotation, biological process: DNA replication, removal of RNA primer. Bases 303 to 1139 code for a protein of 278 amino acids. Gene Ontology annotation, molecular function: RNA-DNA hybrid ribonuclease activity; nucleic acid binding; magnesium ion binding. The record is from RefSeq and is a predicted model, not a curated record. Lineage: Eukaryota; Metazoa; Chordata; Actinopteri; Siluriformes; Ictaluridae. The transcript has 8 exons.